Molecule: messenger RNA, 4248 nt
Organism: Puntigrus tetrazona (Sumatra barb)
Lineage: Eukaryota; Metazoa; Chordata; Actinopteri; Cypriniformes; Cyprinidae
Gene: nfe2l1a
Product: nuclear factor, erythroid 2-like 1a
Exons: 6
Coding region: 262-2403 (713 amino acids)
Biological process (GO): regulation of transcription by RNA polymerase II
Cellular component (GO): nucleus
Molecular function (GO): RNA polymerase II cis-regulatory region sequence-specific DNA binding; DNA-binding transcription factor activity, RNA polymerase II-specific
Source: RefSeq, a predicted model, not a curated record
GUCCCGUGGGGAGGAGACCAAUACUUUCCGCCGCUUACUUCUGCCUUAUAAAUACACUCGGGCUCUGUUAUAGAGCACGCGAAGUUGUGUGAUUGAGAGUCAUUCAAGAGGAGCAUCCCGCUCUAGUUACCGCAAGACCUCUCGUCCGCGAACAAGGAUUUUGUGUAAAAUUGUUCGUUUUUUUUUUUUUUUUUUUUUUUAAACAAAAAAAAAAUCAAAAACUGUUUGAGACUGACUUGGCUCUCAGCACUGGUUCGAGUCAUGCCGGACCUGAAGAAGUACCUCACAGAGGGCCUGAUCCAAGUGGCUAUCCUUCUCAGUCUGGCUGGGAUGCGUGUGGACGUGGAUCCCUACCUGCCCCCUUUAACCGAAAUCAUUCUGGGCCCAAAUUCGGCUCUAACUCAGACUCAGUUCCACAACCUCCGAAACGUCUUGGAUGGGUAUAACCUGCACCCAAAAAGCGCAGAUCUGGACGGGUUCUUCACAGCUCGCCGGCUUCUGAACUGGGUCCGCUCUCUAGACCGUCUGCAGGUGCCGGCGCCGGAGCUGGAGGCCUGGCUGGUCCACAGGGAGCCUGACACUGGGGUCUCCGUUCCAGCUCAGGUGGGCCUCCUCGAGGAAGGCGGAGGUCUUCAAGAUGUGGAGGAACCCUCAGAGCUAAGCAUGAGGUUGGGAAGCGGAGGAGAGCUGGGUUAUGAUGCAGCUGAGGAUCAAAUGCAGAGAAGCCUCAACCAUGCAGACGACGAUGAACCCAUUAAAGAGGAGGGAGAUGGUAUGUCUUUCUUCUGGGAGCAGGAACCUCAGCAAAAUGUCCACCAGGUGCAGCUGGAAAAUGCAAGAAGCCAAUCUCUCAGCUUGUUUGACGAGGAAGAAGAGCUCAUGGUGAACAGCUGGAGAAAUUCAAAUCCAUUUCACAACCAAAUGUUUGGAGGGGAUCCACAGCUGUCAGGUGUAAGGGACGACGCUUCUCUUUCCAUUGAUGAGUGCUUAAACUUCAUCGAUGCCGGCUUUCCCUCAGAAAGAGAUCCAGAGUUGACAGGUCCUGAUGUACAGAAUGUAGGGGAACAGGCACUUCCUGAGUUUCAGAGGCCAGUUAUGUCACCCUUGUUGCCUGAACAGGAAUCAACAACUUUAGAGCAACAGUGGCAAGAUGUUCUGGCCAUCAUGGAAUCACAGGACAUGGAUACAGCCGAAACAAUAGAUGAUUCUCCUUUCAGUGUCAGUGAUUCAGACAGAAACACUGGCUCAUUGGAAAACUUUAUUCAUCAGGAUGUUCGCCUUCCCCAAGCCACUCUGCCAAGAUCCACUGAAGCUCAAAACAGCUUCACCAUGGACGAAACCAGUUGCAUGAACAACAACUCCAUGCCGAACAUUAAUUCGGACACUUCUUAUAACGCAGAAGCUUUCGAAGACUCUGAUAUCAUAGACCUCCUCAUGACUAACGGGACUAGCCUGCCAAGCCCUAUAGAUCCUCUGCUUGAGGAAGCCAUGCUCGAUGAGAUUGAACUAAUGGAUUUGGCUCUGGAAGAACUGAGCCAGGUACAAUCUGAAGAGCAGAACCCAGCAGAUUCCGACUCUGGGUUAUCCCUGGAUUACAGUCAAAGCCCUGCUUCUCCUAGUGGAUCUGAAUCUUCCAAUUCCUCCUCAUCUUCUUCGUGCUCUUCGUCACUGUCCAGCCCAAGCCCUGGUUUGAUGUACGAAGGCGGCGCUGUGGGUUAUACUCAUAUCAAGGAAGAGGAUGGAGCUGUGGGCGGGUACAUGCCAGAACAAAGCAAAAUGUGUCAGUCAAGCUUUUUGGAAGCCAGACAGUUCCAUCGCCUUCCUUGGCUCGAGCACAUCGGACACGAUCAUACCUACAACCAACCCCAAAGCCAGAAGAAACCGCCAAAAGAUCUUUCCGACGAGUCGCCAAAAGACAAAGUUCUGGAUCAUCUAUCCGGCCGGGAUGAGAAACGUGCACGUUCGAUGAAUAUCCCGUUCUCCAAUGAACACAUCGUGAACUUACCCGUCGAGGACUUCAAUCGCUUGCUAGCCAAAUAUCAUCUCAAUGAGGCUCAGCUUACGCUUAUCAGAGACAUUCGCCGCAGGGGUAAAAACAAAAUGGCUGCCCAGAACUGUCGGAGGAGGAAGCUAGAUGUCCUGCUGGGAUUGGAGUGCAGUGUGGAUAGCCUGAGACGCCUCCGGGCCAAACUGCUCAGGGAGAAGUCUGAGAUCCUGCGCUCCAUCAGGGAGAUGAAGCAGCAUCUAAACAGCUUGUAUCAAGAGGUUUACGAGAGACUAAGAGAGGAACAGGGGCUGCUGUACUCUGACAACAACUUCAGCACCUGCCCUGUAACAUCACAGCGCAGAACAGACUCACACUCCAGACGCAAACUUAGCAAGAGACAAAAACACAAGAAGUGAGAUGGAGGACUCGUGCUAUGACUAGGCUCAGGAAAAAAUGCUGUGAAGUCCAACUGCUGGUUUUCCACAGUUGGGAAUUUGCACCAAGUAGGGUAUUAUUACCCAAGUGAUCAUACUUUAUAAUGUAUUGCACUAUUUAGGCACACAUAGGAACACAAAGUUUUGAUGCUAAAGGGCCACAUCAAGAGUUCCCCUGACCUUUUAAGCUAAAGGCCUUUAUGUACUCUUAAAAACUUACUGUAAUGGAGAGCAAUACCGCAGUUCGUGUGCACAACGCUAUUGUCCAUUUCACAUGUAAACGAGGCACAGCAGCAAGCAACAGACUGUUUAUUUCACAGAGAAGGUGAAAAAUUCUCAUUCGAGAAGCCGUUUCAGAUUUACGACACAAUAGGAAGAAACAUAUGAUUACAAGUUCUAUUUCACGUCCAGUUCAUGAACCAAACUGGGCUACAAGAACAUAAGGAGCGUCUGAAAUUGUUCCCGAAGACAUAAAACCAACAUUAUCCCAUGUUAUAGCAGAAAAUGGAAAAUUAUGCUUGGAAUCCGAGCACCGCCACAAAGUUUUAAUGGAUUUUAACUACUGCUAAAGGCCAAAGGACACCGCUUACAGUAGCUAUGUUUCCAUCCACCUUUUUUUUUUCAUGAGCAUUUUGGAGUAUUGCUAUGUGGUUUCACAAUGCACAAAAAUGUGCAUGGAAAACCAAAAACAGUGCAUGAACUAUGAUUUCACCACUCGUGUCAAAGAAAGCCAUGUGACUCCUUACGACACGGGGGCCGGGGUGGGGGGGUUAACCCGACUAACCAGCGGACCGAUCUCGUUGCACAGCAUUUGAAAUGUUGUUUUGGUUCUGAGAUGCUUGAGCAAAGGCUGUCAUCAAAGUAUUUCUGUAUAUAUUUGUAUUACACCACAGUUAUUGUGUUUCGCCUGUUCGCCGUGAGGCACAAAGAAUCAUAUGAAAAGUAUUAUAUUUAGUGGCUUUACCUACUUUUCUUAGUGAUAGGCUAUUAAGUGCCAAUUUAUCAGGAAUUGUCGAAUUUGUUAUCUUGGACUCAAUGGAUGCAUUAUUCACAAACGUUAUAUGCAACUCUUGUUAAAUGCGAAUCUUCGGAUGGAAUCAUAACUAGUGUACGUGACGCAAAUAUUCAUCACCAAAAUACAAUCAGCAUACUUUACAUGCGGAUCACACAUGCGCAUUGCCUUGGUUUUGCACUAAUCAGUUGUUCCACAAGGUGGCCUGUUUCACAGUAGAAAAGGAAACUGAAAGAGGUAAAAAGGAAAAAAAGAAAAAAAAAGACCGCAACAACAGAAGCGCUGGUUUGAGAGUGUUAUAAGAGAGCUACAACUUUAAAAAAAAAAAAGUACAAAGACAUUUUAUCGGUCUAAACUUCAGGAGAAAAAAAAAAGCUUUCUAGAACGCAUGUUAUUUGAUAAAGAGUAUGCUUUGAAAGACUACGUGUUCAACUACGCAAACAAAUAGAAACGGUACAAAAAAAGUGAUGGUUUGCCACCUCAUUAUAGAGCAGCUUCAUGCCACGUGAGCUUAAUUUUGUACUAACAUUUACUUAACAAAACUGUAAAGUAUUUCUGACCCACAAUAUUUUGAACGAACGGGAGUUCUGUGGUUGAGUACAUGUAGUUUUAUUAGAAUUUAUGUUAGUUUAACAAUUCAUUGCUGAUUUUUUUUUAUAACAUCAUCUGGAUUUGAUUUCAUGUUUUAAAAAGCCUUGUAAAUAAUCUUUUUAUAUUCAAUUGUUUAUGUACCUUGUGUUAAAUAUUUUGCAGUGAAUUCAUGUUCUUGGUGACAAGCUGGGAUUGUUCUUGCUUCAAUUAAAAUAUUUAUUGUA